Messenger RNA from Dalotia coriaria, 7770 nucleotides. RefSeq lists its product as uncharacterized. NCBI's taxonomy places the organism in Eukaryota, Metazoa, Arthropoda, Insecta, Coleoptera, Staphylinidae. The record is from RefSeq and is a predicted model, not a curated record.
GUGCAUUGUUGGGAGCUCGCGCAAGAUGGCCGCACUCAGUCGAAAGUAGUAUGAAAAAUGGUAAAAUUUCCCUGAAAAAAAAUUACAUUUUUCCACACGCACACGUACACCGCCAUCCACGACACGUUGCGCCCGGCGGCCAGCGGAGCCCGUGUCGUACCCGAAAUCCACAUAAGUUUGGCGGCGGCGCACACCUGGCGCUUCUUCCGUGGGGGCCUCCUACGUACCGAAUCCAGCGCAUAACCCGACCACAAUUGUGACGAAACUGUGCGAGAAUGCUGCGACCGAAGCGUCGACCGGCGUCCGAGUGUUGUGCCAUGUAGCGGCGCGUGAAACGCACGCCGCGAGAAGCGCCUAGAUGCGUCGGACGAGCGUCGCGACGAUCGAGGAGAUAGCCGCACAUCGUCGCCGAAAUUGACGAAGUGCAUUACGGACGAUGCAGCAGGACAAACUGAAGGAUGUGUCCCCUGCUGGCCUCGUCGUGGACGGUGGCGGCGUCGGCGUGUGUUUCGUGUGUGGUGCGCGCGGUUUACAGCACGCCUACUGGGUGCAUGCGAAACCGCCGGGUGGGAAAGCGCGCGAGCCUCAUUUUCCGUUUCUGGAGUCGCACGAAUUACCCGCUGGCUGCGUGCCACCGAAGAGCGCCGAUGGUGCGGUGCCGGCGUGCCAGCUCUGCUACAGUCUCCUUCUGCAGCAGUGGGAUGCGUACGAACGCGCCGCACGCCCACAUCAUGAGCGGCUCUACUGGCUGAAACGUGUCGAUAACGGGCCGUACACUGGAGCGGACAUGGGCAUGCAGGGCGAGUACGCCGCGCAGAUGCUCGGCCUGAAUAGUGAUAACGCCGUUAGCAGUCGACCGCCCAGCAGAAGGGAAAGCGAAGUCGCUGCGCAGCGGUAUAAAGCAUCCCCGCGUCCUUCACUAGUAUCAACAACGGAGAGAGAAGACAAAGAUCCACCCUCAGAGGCCUUAGAUCUGCGCAAUUCGAGCAGUCGCAGUUCGCCCAUCCUGCAGCAGCAGCGUUCCACGCCGGUGCACCUCUUCCACAGUCAGAACUCCAACUCGUCGACGGGUACCGACAUCCUCGACCUGAGCAUGCCGGACAAGAACUCCGUCACAGAGGUGUGUUACGUAUGUGGCGACGAGUUCAAGCGCGGCAGUCUUAGUUAUAUCGCGGCGCGCCCGCUGCAGGAAACACCCGUCACACCGUUCUUCCCUAGCCUGAUGUUGCACCCACGUCCGUCGCGCUCGCGCCCGAUGGACAGUAGUGGCAAGGUUCAGGCGUGUGUUGACUGCCAGCAGCAUCUUGUCAAGCAGUGGCACACGUUCCAGGCACAGGCUGUACCACAUUAUGAGCGAAAUUAUACGCUUCGUAAGCGGCAAGCUGCGGCCAUCGACACCACCACCUUCAUUUGUUAUACUUGCGCGCUGGAAUAUCCUAGCAGCAGCAUCCGCCUGCUUUACUGCUGUGCCAAUCCCGAGAAGGAGCCGUACUUUCCCUAUAUUCAGACGUUAAAACCGCCGCCUGGCACUAGCCCAAUCAGUCCUCAGGGUAUGGUGCAGGUGUGCUCCAUUUGCUACAAGAGUAUACCACAGAAACAUCAGGUGUUUGGCGAUCCGAAUUCCACGGCUGGAAACAACCACGUGUCCAUUACGGACGUGCAAUAUUAUAAUAACAACUCCAGCCGACCGAGCACGGUAAAAUCGCCGGCGAAUAGCGCAGGAAGUGACGUUCGGUAUAAACCCUACGACGUCAACAAAACUACCAUCGUCACCUCGAAGAAAAAACAAGCUGCGAAUGAAUUGCGGCAAUUAGCAAAGAGAACAUCUUCACCUGCUCCCGAAAUCAACGGACAAAGCUCUGGCGAUAACUACCGUUGUUAUAUCUGUGCUGGGCUUUUCCCGCAUACGCAGAUGGAGUGGCUGAGUACUAGUUCCGAGGGCAUGAAUUCCCAUGCGAUGCACUUUCCUAUCCUUCGUACGGUAGCACGCACCUCGGAAAACAGCUGUAUGGAUUCGCAUGGUCGUGUUUUGAGCUGUGCGAAGUGCGUCAAUUACUUGGCGAUGCAAUGGGAUACUUUAGAAAGUGAACGAGUGCCCUUGGAGCAACGCCGGUAUGAAGUACCGACGCCCAUUCCGGAUUCGCACAGCAUCAACGGCGACAGGUGUAUUACAUCGCCGCCUAGUGUUCAUAGCGAUCGAGUGGCCGCCUCUGCCACCGGUAGCAGCAUUUAUUGCUUCCUGUGUGGUUACCAUUCCGAAUUUACACUUGCGAGGGUUGUCUACAGUCGACCGCAAGGUCGAAAUGCACCGUACUUUCCUGCUCUCCUUAAACACAAAUCGCCGGCGAAUGCGGAACAGCUUCGUGAUGACGGUUCGGCACUUGUGUACUUUUGUUACCAUAGUUUGGUGAGUCAGUACAGACGGUUCGAGUCGUCGAGCACGGCGGCAACGCCACCCGCCGAUCGACGCGAGUACAACACGCACAAUUACUGCUGUUACGUGUGCGGCGUGACGACGUAUCGUAAACGAGUGAGAGCUUUACAAAUAAAGGAUUUUCCAUUUUUAAAAUUCCAUCGACAAACGGAAUAUUCGUUAUUGUUGGAAAACGGCGAUUUUGCGGUAGUUUGCCUCGACUGCUACGAAACACUGCGAACGCAAAGUUUAGAAUACGAACGGUGGGGUCUUCCGUUGGACAAGCGGCAGUACAACUGGAUAACGCAGCCGCCUCCGCCCGAAGACAGUCCCGAAGCGACGAUUGCUCGACUGCCUAGCGGGCAACGCAGCGAUAAAGUUGUUCCUCAAACGUUUGUAACCCGUCCAGCGCGCAAGAACUGCUCGCCGAAAGCGUCGGAGCGAAAGCCCAACACUGCCGCGAUUCCCAAACCGGAAGUCGGUCUAUCAACAAAUUCCGCGCCACUGAAGACCGCACCAAGCACUACCAAUGGCAGCAGCGCGAAGGCGCGAUCGUCGAGUGGUCAUGCUAUUCCCGGUCAAGGAUCAGCCCCAUCGCCGGCGAGCGCUGCCAACGCAACGUCGCAUUCCUUCGCGGCGGCUCUGAGGAAUCUUGCGCAACAAUCUCUGCCUGGCAGUAGUGUCGAGACAAGCGAGAAAGCGAAAGAUUUGUAUGCGGCGCCGCCGUCGAAUGUUCCUGGCAGUCGCACGGAAACAACGGGAACACCCACGACGCGGUCGGAUCCUCAGCUCGCUUCACGUUUACCUACCUUAGGCACAUCGGCGGCACUGAUGGCUGGGCAUCCUGCUGAUAGAUAUCCAGACCUUCGCAGCGGGUUCCAGCCUUAUCGGCCUGAGGAACGAAUACCAACUUUGCCUGUAGCGCCUGUACCGCCGAUGGAAGCUGUUCCCGGGUAUCCCUACGGAUAUCCGCACAUGCUGAUGGAGGAUCAAUUGUACUUUGAACGAAUGGGUGUCCUCAGACCUCCGUGGCCGCCUAUGGGACAUCCCUAUCUACCCUACGUGCUUCCAAGUGUAGGCGGUGCAAUGCCACUGUUCAUGCACGAGAGAAUGAAGCUGGAAGAGGAACAUCGUCAUCGUUUGGCCGCCUCACGUAAAGAAGAACAAGCUGAACGCGAUCUCCUCGAACAACAACAACACCAAAGAGAGCGGGAGUUACGCGAGAAGGAUCGUGCUCUUCGGGAGCGUGAGAGGGAACGCGAGAGAGAACGUGAAAGGGAACGAGAGCGUGAUCGGGAACGCGACAAAGUCGCUGCUCUCGCGCGAAUUUCUCCCGCGCAUCCACACGCGGCGCCAUCUCCGCUGAUGUUACCAAUGCUGGGGCCCAUGUUACCACCGCCGAAAGACCUCUACCCUAACCCAUACCUACCACCUGCGCGACCGCUCCUCACAGCUGCGCCGCCAGCUAGUUACCCAACGAUACCACGCUCUAGCCCUUCUCUUCAGCGGCAUUCUCCGCAUGCAAGCGCGUACUCUCUGAAUUUGACUCAACCUCGACAUAGUCCCAUCUUGCAACCAUCCGGGCCUAUGAUCAACAACUUGGAACUGCCGCGGCAGGUGCCAAUGACGAUUGCAAGUCGUACAUCGCCGAAACCUUCUCCUCGCGCGUCGCCUAAAGCUUCUCCGAAACCUAAUCACACACCGAGUCCGGGUCCUACUCCGAUAAGUCAUGAGACUGCGACGACGGUGGUGAGCAAUAACAACACUCUGACGAUUCCUACUGUGCACACAAGAACCCCCACUCCAACAGGGGUGAUACUACCGGCGCCUGUACCUGCAGUUGCAUCAGUCACAGGUAAACUGAUGGGAAACUUGGAGGAGGCUGGGGUUAACGGUGGCGGCAUUUUGAGUACCUCACCGAUUGCGCUGACGACCAAUGUGGGCGCUACGGCAACCACGGCGGAUUCGAAUCGUGGUGAUAAUGGGGAAAGAAGUAAGUUGAUUGAACCAUUGGUCAAACCGACGCCACCACUUCCACAACUAUCGGAGCGGAGCAAACUGUACAGUAUCGAAUCGCUGAUCGUCACCUCCAACAAUGAGAAACCCGCGACCCUCCCCGACUGCACGGCAUUCGAACAACAAUCUUGCAAAUACGCGACGACCCCGCUCCACACCAAUCGAGAUCCGGGUGAUUGCGGUCAUCUGGGCAACACGCACAGCCCACAGCUGCCGGCACCGUCGCCCAACUACCCGGUGCCCGAUACUCCCGACAAGGCGCCAGAAUCAGGCCAGCAGCAGCGGCGACGGCCGGCCGCCGCUCAUGUACCAAAUACCGAUGUUCCUAUCCACAUUACGCAUAGUUUAAGUAGUGAUAACGACGCACCUCGACAACCUACUAGUCAGACUGAUGUUUGCAAGCAAACCGCGGGGCCGGGGGAGGUGCAGGCGGUCGGCAAUAACGUGCAGAAUAAUAACAAUCACCACUACGUCAACAACAACAAAUCGACGACUCACGACAAUAGUGAUAGCAAAUCGGAUGAUAGUCUCAAAUCAUGUGCCAAUUCGCAAGAGGAACACACUUCUACGCCGCACCAAUCUAUGUACAAUUGUAACAAUAUCGAGUCGACCGGAGCGCAAAUUACGACGAUAAACAUGUUAUCAACAUCAAAGGUAUCUCCAGUGGCCAACGGGUACGUGUUGAUCGUGCCGCAGUUUAAUAUGCAAGCCAACGCAUCAAAUGCACGAGAUUUGUUGGCUAUCCGACGCACGAGAAGCAAAUUAGAUUUGGCGGCGAAACGCCGUCGCUUGCGUCGGGAAUUGCGCGCGCUCAAGUCUAAGCGGAACGAUGUUGCGCUGGAAAUUAGAGAAGAGCCGAAAAGUCGGGUGACUAUUGAGUACGGCUUAAAGAUACACGGAUAUUCUUCAGAAUCCAGUUCGAGUGAGGAGUUCUCCACUGAUGUCGAGUCUGAUUUGGAUCUCGAUCUCUGGAUACGCACGGGACCGCCUUCAAAAUUAAGUAUUUCGGAGGAUAAGACAGGAUUUUUGAAUAUUUUCGGACUGACUACACAUCAUCAUAGAAGUGAAAUUGAACUGAAAAAACUGGAACGUAGAAAAUGGGCACCGCCUGUACUCCAGUUUAAACACGAAGUAGUGGCGAGCAGAACUGAUAGAUUAGAAUUGCCAGUGCCUUUUGAAUCACCUUCGUUGCUGAAUCGAUCAGCGGACUUUCCACGAAAGGCUGGAUUUUUCCAUGGGAUUGGGCUUCGUACCGUUAACACCAGACAACGGCUUGAGCUUGAAAAGAAUUGGCUAAAAGUUGUGCAACAGAGGUUAAAACGCAACGCACUAACUUCGCUAAACAACUUCUAUCAACGCUUCGGUGAAAAAGUACUCUCAAUGAAAGAAAAAGACGACGUGAUCUUGUCGAUACCAAAAUUUCGAGACAAUGCAAUGCAAACCGAACUCACCACGGUCACGAACAACUUCCGUGCUGGCCUUCCAAACUUCUUCACUGAUUGUUCAAGCACGAAUGUAACGAACGUUCUGCGUACAAUCCCGCAUGCGACACUCUUUUCUAAACACCACAUAAAUCAAGGCAAAUUGCUUGGUGAAAAUAACGAGAUGAUGAACGGCGUGGUGCUCAAGCAGCCGCCCUACAACGAGGUGCAUUUCAACGGCACUCUGAUGCAUGGUAUCGUUCCGCCAGAGAUGAAUCCCGAGGCGCAGAUGGCUUCAGCUCGACAGGCCUUCGAUCAGCCGGAGCAGCAGCCCAAUCAGUCUACGAGCAGCUCGUGCAGCGUGCAGGCGUGUAUUACUAGCAUGGUGAAGGAGAUGGUAUCAGGCACUGCGGGAAUGACAAUAAUUGAUUGCGAUUGUGGUGUCACACCAAGCACGAAAGGAAACCUGCCACGAAAAGCUCUCAAGAAAGCAAGUACGCAGUGUAAUCGAGAUUGGGCGACAUGGCCAGGGCUCAAUGAAAUGAUGACAGUCUAUCAGAAAUUCGCGUCAGAUAGAAACCACGAAAUACUAUCACUGCAGAAGAAAUGCGAACAUCAACGACAGAUUGUCGAGCAGCAACAAGCAGAGGUAAAACGCUACGAAGCCCGCCAGACGGAAUUACGGAAGAUUUCUACAACCGGCAACCUUAAGCGUCACAACAUCGAGAAGGCCCUGGACCGCUUGACGAAAAUCCUCGCGGACUUCAAGCCGUCCGACAGAUAACACACGACGAAGGCGCGACUAGAAAUUUGACUAGAUCUACAUCUAUACAACCAUCGAGACUUAUUCGGCGAUGUCGUUCAACACGUUUUUACGAUUUUAAAAAGCAUUUUAAUCUCCACUGUGCAAUUCCGUACAUAGGUUGAUUAGCAGCGCAAGAGGUCGACACGUUAUACAAGUUUACAACAUGCCACACACACGUUUUAAAUAACUAAUUCGUCGCGCAGCGAAAGUAUUAGAUUUUAUAAUAUUCCGAAGACAUUCAUAUCUUAUUUUUAUUUGACGGCGAAAGGCGAAGGCAAGGACGGAAUCUAUAUAUCUACCAAUUGUUAUUGUUGGUACAAUGAAGAUGACAAUUAUUUUGUUCGCGAAACUGUGUACAUACUACUGUGAAGCAUGAGAUUUUCAUUUCUUUAAAAUAAUUUUAUACACUUUCUAAUAUUUCAUACUUAAAACAAGAAAACACUGUGCUUACCCUCUAUUAAUUUAUAAUCAAAUCACGAGGAUGGGUCGGCGGAGUUUAUUUUUUACGCGACGUUAACUAAUUUCUAUCUUAUUUUCUUCAAUUGAUUGAAGGAGGACAGACGAUGAGAUUGUAUAUUGUGUAAUAAUUUGUACAACUAACUGAGGAAACUAAUCGAAAUGGAAAAAUAAUUUUCGUUUUUUACGGGUGAUUAGAAUUAAUUUACUAUAAUAGUUGCUAGGGGAGCGGAAGGUACGCGCGACGCGACAGGACGAGAUAGGAGCGAACGGUGUUCACUGAUUCUGUGAUAAAACUUUGAUGAAAAACAAAAUAAUACACACAACACAAAAUGAACAUUUGAAGAUUAACUUAAGAGACAUACAACCGUGUAGAAUAUGCGAUUACCUUAAUUUAAUAACGAUGUAAAUGAUGUGUUUCUAUGAUAUAUAUAUAUUAUAUUGUAUUAGCGUUAAGUGAGCGAACAGCAUUUUUGAGGAAACGCCUAGGGAAAAAGAGUGCGAAUCAAAUAAUUCAAGUUUAUUUGUAAGUAAGAUUUGACUAUAUGAAAGAAAUCAACGGAAACAGAAAGGCAAUUGAAUGAAUGUAAAAAAAAAACAAAUGAAACUGAAACGAAGAGAAACACAAACGACUUAAUUAAAUGUACAGAUCGGACCUA